This is a messenger RNA of Cryptotermes secundus, 3572 nucleotides long. It is a transcript of the gene Pus7, whose product is annotated as pseudouridylate synthase 7 homolog. The transcript is spliced from 11 exons. Gene Ontology annotation, biological process: pseudouridine synthesis. NCBI's taxonomy places the organism in Eukaryota, Metazoa, Arthropoda, Insecta, Blattodea, Kalotermitidae. The record is from RefSeq and is a predicted model, not a curated record. Gene Ontology annotation, molecular function: pseudouridine synthase activity; RNA binding. Gene Ontology annotation, cellular component: nucleus. Bases 312 to 3056 code for a protein of 914 amino acids.
CGGAACGCGUAUUAUAUGUUGUGUUAUAUAUUUAAUAUACAGCUUGUUUGUCGGAAAACUAAUUAGUGGUUUAGAGCGUCGUACUCAAUUGUGUAUUUGUUUUACCGUAUUAAGGCAAAGUAAAUUGUAUUUAUGGUUGAUGAUAUUUGAUGGAAGGGGAUUAUGUUGGUGACAUUGUGAAGUUGUGUAAUGGAGUUGGCGGUGGAAACGUACGUGUGAAUGCAUGUGUUUCUUUGAUUUGUGUGAUAGUAAAACUGAUCUUGGAUUAUAAUAGCCGUUAUAAGAAUUGAAAGAAAGCAAAGUGAACUAAUAUGACAAGAGGAAUGAAUCGUGGUUUUCGUAAUCAGCGUGGUGGAAGGGGAUUCCGUGGAGGCGGACCAUUUCCAAACUAUAAGCAGAGGGGAAAUAUUAGGCCUCCCCCUCUACUUAAUUUCUUUCCACCAGCAAACUUCGGUUUUCCUGUACCAAACUUCAAUUUUCCCAGAGGAAUGAACAGAUUUCCUCCUAGGCUUCCAUUGGCUCCCAAUAUGAGAAUGAUGAGAGGAGGCAUGCCCCACUGGCGCGGUUCAUCCAAGAAACAAUCUAAGAAGCCAAAGAACUCACUAACUCCAAAUGCAAAUAAACCCAAACUAAUGGAAAAAGAUGUUGGCAUUACUGAGUACAUUAGUACACAUGAAGGUUUCAGUGGCAUUAUCAAACAGAGGUUUUCAGAUUUUCAUGUAAAUGAAAUCACUCUUGAUGGAAGUAUUGCAAAACUCACUGAUCUGGCACCGCCCAUAGAUGUCGAGCAUAAGAGACCAGAAAGUGAAAUAAUUGAAAUUCUGACACCAGAAAUAAUGGAAAAGCUGAACACAAUGGUAGAAACGAAGAUGGGUUAUGUUGAAAUCGAGGUGACUGAAAAAAGCAAAGAUGAGAGACGUAAGAUCCAUGAAGCAAUCAAAGAUGGCUUUGGAAAGGAGGUCUACAGCAAUACAGUAGAUAGAGGGGCCAAGAAGUUCAUCACAAUCUUCAAGACUAGAAAAGGAGUAAUGCAAGAUCGUAGGUCUCGUUGGCCUGCUGACAGGGGUGGAGUUUAUGUUCACUUCGUUCUACACAAGGAGAACAUGGAUACACAGGAAACUGUGAAUUACCUUGCAGGAAAAUUAGGGGUGAAGCCAAAUUUCAUAACAUAUGCUGGCACCAAGGACCGCCGAGCUGUGACGAGCCAGAUGAUGAGUGUCUUUAAAAUCGACCCAACAAAACUGGCAAAUUUGAGUAAAGAUUUGAAAGGCAUGACCCUAGGAAAUUAUACCUACAAACCAACAUGCUUGAAAUUGGGAGAUCUGAAAGGAAACAGAUUCAGAAUUUCUUUGCGGAAUGUUACUGGAACAGAUCAGCAGAUUGAGGAAGCAAUGACUAACCUUAAAGAGAAAGGUUUUAUAAAUUACUAUGGUCUGCAAAGAUUUGGCAGCUCAUCAUCAGUUCCUACACCAGAAGUAGGACGAGCUCUGCUGUUAGGAGAGUGGAAAGAGGCUAUUGAGUUGAUUUUGAAACCAAGAAACACUGACGAACCAUGGGCCAUAAAACGAGCACGCAAGCACUGGUGGUUGACGAAGGAUGCCAAAAGAGCAGCCAAAAUGUUAAGGAAGAAUUUCAUGAAUAUCAUUGAGUCAAAGUUGCUGUACAGCCUCAGCAGGCAUGCUCCUGAUGACUAUGUUGGCGCUCUCCAAAACAUUCCACGGAACACUCGUCUGCUGUACUUGCAUUCAUACCAGAGUUUGGUGUGGAACAAAAUUGUGUCACGCAGAAUAAAGGAAUUUGGAUUGCAGCCCAUAGUAGGAGACUUGGUGUUCGUGGAUAAUAAUGAUUAUCAGGAGGUGGUUGAUCAAGAAGGAACUGUUGUUGCAUCAGAUGAGUUCCCAAAGAGACCAAGGAAGAAGGAAAAGAAAGCCGCAGCACUGGCUGCAAGAGAAGCGGCGGCCAGGGCGGAGGCCGGCGACACCAACAGCGCAGAAGAGAAAGAUGAAGAUGAGAGAGAGACGGAUGGUACAACAAAAUCAAAUGUUGGUGAUGACACUGAAAAUAAAGGGGAAGAGGAAGGAGAAGCCACAGGGAAGGAUGGCAGUGGUUCGCCAGAUAAAGCCAUGGAGCGCAACGUGCAGGAGAGCACUGAUGCAGGUACCACAGAAGAAAAUGUUGGAGGUGCCAUGGAGGACAAUGCAGAUGAAGAUAUAACAGAAGAGAAUCCUGGUGAAGGCCCCACAGAAGAGAAUCCUGGUGAAGGCCCCACAGAAGAGAAUCCAGAGGGAUCUAAAGCUUGUCCACUGCUCGACUACAGUCAAAAGACACCCGCUGUGAGGGCCAUAACUGAAGACGAACUGGACAGCGUAAAAAUAGAAGACAUUGUGUUGCCACUGCCAGGCCAUAAUGUCGUGUAUCCAAAUAACGCUAUUAAGGAGUGGUACGAGGAGCUUCUGGCUGUUGAUGGACUCUCAUUUUCAUCAAUGAAGCAGAAUGUCAGGCAGUAUUCAGUGAGUGGUACCUACCGACGCAUGCUAGUGCGACCUGAGAAUCUCUCUUGGAAAACGAUGCGCUAUUCAAACCUGCUGUCUACUCUGAUUCAGUCUGAUUUGGAGGAGUUGAAGAAUGCCCCGGAGCCUCAGGAUGAUCCAGAAGGCGAAUACAAAGCCCUCAUCUUGGAUUUUUGUUUGCCAUCUGCAACAUAUGCCACGAUGGCUCUGCGAGAGAUACUCAAAGUGGAUACAUCAUCUUUACACCAAGCAAGUCUGAACAGCUACCUUCUCGGGAAGAAGGCUGCUGAGAAAGAAGCACCCAAAGCAGGUGCAGCUGCAGAAGAUGAUGAAACUCGUACCUCUACAGAGAAUGAAAGUGCAAAGACUGGAGAGGGAAGCACCCUAGAAGCAGAGAGUAACAUUGACAGAAACCAAGAGGACAGUUCGACUGGAGCAACAAAAAGGAAGGCGGACGACAUUACUGAAGAAGACGCAGAUGGACAAGAGACAGACGCGGAUGCAGUUGCAGACGCCAAGAAGGUGAAGGUGGAAGGUGAAACCUAAAAGCAAAAUAUAAUUUGGCGAUAAAGAAGAUUAAUAUUAGGUAAGACUUGCACACGUACAAGAAAUGUACGGUAAGUUGGUAAGUUACUUUACACUCUGAAUGAAUAUCUGUACUGUGAGUUUAUUUUUAAUGUGUUACUAGCUAUAUUGCUUUUCAUACAUAAAGGAAGGGGGCUUGCAUCUUGUAAUGAAGUAGUCUUUAGUGUAAUUGGAUUAUAUUACACAAUGUGUACAAAUAUGAGUUUGUCUUGUUGUACCAAACACUGUGUUGACUUAAUGGAAAAGUUAUUUAAGUCAUUUUCUCUCUUCAGGUGAGUAUUAGUGUCCAACUGAUGCACUUCAUAACACUGUAGGUUUCUGUGAAGACUAAUGUGUCCAGAGCAAUAUAUAAUUUUUCUUUAUUUACUGUCUAGAGAACAUACAUUCUGUAGUGCAGUUAGAACUUUUUUAUUUCCAUGCUGUAUGGUGUGAUCUACUGAUGGCAUCAUUCAAUAAACUAUUUGUUUUUAUUUUCAA